Verticillium dahliae VdLs.17 is the source of this 1068-nucleotide messenger RNA. RefSeq lists its product as uncharacterized. Lineage: Eukaryota; Fungi; Ascomycota; Sordariomycetes; Glomerellales; Plectosphaerellaceae. The record is from RefSeq and is a predicted model, not a curated record. The transcript has 2 exons. The coding region runs from base 1 to 1068 and encodes 355 amino acids.
AUGUUCAGGGCUCUGCUGCAUUUCAGCGCCAUGAACAACGAGAUUGCGAUUUAUCGCGCCGUGAACCGCGCCUGCAGUUUCGCCACGUCUCACGCCCGCCAGAUCCGUGAUCUCACAAAAUUCUACUCUGCCAGGCGCAGGAUCUACCGACGGGAGUCCGACCGCGGGGAGAAGCCAACGCUUCUCGCAGCUCUCGCAGACGAGUGGUGUCAUCUAUGGUCUCACGCUGUCAGUAGGGCACCUCAGAACGAGCGGGAGCACUACGCCUUAUUCGACGACAAGAUGGCCAAGUGGGACGACCUCCUUCAAGAUGUCGACCUUUUGCUAUCUCCCGGGUUCUGGCCUUACUCCGAUGACCGCUCUGUGACUCAGCGACCGGAGGAGCACCAACUCCAGCGCGAAGAUGCGAAUGCCAAUAAAAAGCACCUUCUCUCCUCUGAAGACGAGGCACCAGACAGUGCCAGCAAACGGCACUGCGUUGAGUCGGAAAGACCCACGGACUCCUUGCCUUCACCUAGUGAUUCGCGUGGCAGAGGCCACAGCUCGAGAGACUUAACACCCGCUCGCACAGAGAGGCUGCCGAGGAUCGAUGAAGGGACACCACAAGCCGACCGAGUCCAGGCUGAUCAUGCCGGACAAGACGUCUCCCCAGAGCAGCCUGGGGAGACUCAUCACUCUGCAUGCAAGCUAGAUCCACCUGCAGAGAUUGACAAGAUUCACAGUGGGGUUGACGGCCACUUGACUUCCAAGGAUGCCUUAUCAGAGAUGGCCAAGUCUCAUGAGGCCCGCCUUCAGGGGCUUGAGGCGUCCAGUACUGAUGCGCAAGCCGUUGCCAAGAAUACCGAGGACUCUUUGGCCCUUGAACGACUUGGUACUCGACUUCAGGAUCAGAUCAAUGGCCAUGGUGCUCGCCUAGACCUUCUCGAAGAACGACGGAUACACAACACCAUGUCAGAGGAGGAUGCAAAGCGGAUCGAAACACUCGAACAGCGCAACAGAGACCUUGAGGAACAGCUCAAUGACCUGCGGCCAGGUUUCAGCACUCGCGCGGCGCGUGGCCGAAUCUGA